AUUGCGUGUUCAAGACCGAGUGUUCACGGGACAAACAUACAAUAACGUCAAAUAUGAAGAUAUAGCAAAAACUUGUAGUAUUAAUUAGUAACCACAAUUUCAAAUUAUAAGCAACAAUUCCAAAUUUCCAAAAUCACUUCAAUUUCUUACUCUGACUUGAUCAACUAGGGAAGAUGACUGAAGUUCAUGUGAAGCAAGCAGCAAUUGUAAUGAGUGUGCUUGCUGCUGGGUGGUUAGCCGUCGAGCUGGCUCUUAAGCCGUGGCUCGGCAAGCAAAGAGCCUCUUCGGACAAGUCUGAACCUAGUGCAGCUAAUGAAUCUAGUGCGGCUAAUGUUGAACCUACUGUGGCUAAUGACGAACCUGCUGUGGCUAAUGACGAACCUGCUGUCAAAGAAGCUGCUACAACCGAAGCUCAAGCCGAUGACGCUGGUGAUGAUGAUCCAACUACAAGCAGUUGAUUUUCCAGUAGUCGGCUUAGCGGCUGUGUUAAUUUCUUUUAAGCCUUUUUCAGUUUAAUAACUUAAAUUAUCAUAUCAUCUUAUUGAUCUAUGUACUAUUUCAUGAUCCAAAAAGAAAAAAAAGAAUUAUUAUGUACUAAGUUAUAUAUUUUGAUGACAUGAGUAAUAAUAAUAAGUGCAUGAUUUCAUUGGUGACUUA
Molecule: messenger RNA, 657 nt
Organism: Chenopodium quinoa (quinoa)
Lineage: Eukaryota; Viridiplantae; Streptophyta; Magnoliopsida; Caryophyllales; Amaranthaceae
Exons: 1
Coding region: 174-458 (94 amino acids)
Source: RefSeq, a predicted model, not a curated record